Ostrea edulis (European flat oyster) is the source of this 1577-nucleotide messenger RNA. RefSeq names its product pseudouridylate synthase 1 homolog. Gene Ontology annotation, cellular component: nucleus. NCBI's taxonomy places the organism in Eukaryota, Metazoa, Mollusca, Bivalvia, Ostreida, Ostreidae. Bases 80 to 1504 code for a protein of 474 amino acids. Gene Ontology annotation, molecular function: pseudouridine synthase activity; RNA binding. Gene Ontology annotation, biological process: tRNA pseudouridine synthesis; mRNA pseudouridine synthesis. The transcript is spliced from 17 exons. The record is from RefSeq and is a predicted model, not a curated record.
GUGACCAGAGUUUCCUGUAUUUUCUUGAAACGUGAAAAUGCUUAAAGCCAUUCUGAAAUAGUUGGUGCAUGGUGUUGGUAUGAUAAGGACAUUGAAAAAGCUGUGGAAUUAUAGUCUUAAGAUGAGUGAAGUUGCCACAGCGGUCAGCAUGAAACGGAAAGCAGAGGAGGGAUCAGAAUCGUCAAAAAAAGUGAAAAACUGUAAAAAGGAACCUGUUCCUCAGAUGCAAGGCAACCCCAAUGCAAAGAGAAAAGUAGUUGUUCUGAUCGCUUAUAAUGGCAAAGGAUAUCAUGGGAUUCAAAGAAACCCACCUUAUCCAUCUAUUGAGGAGGAGAUACUAAAGGCUCUGCUUAGUGUCAAUGCUAUCACUCAAGAACACUACGAUAAACCGGGUGUUGUACAUUUUCAGCGAGCAGCAAGGACAGACAAACAUGUUUCAGCGGCCAGCAACAUACUCUCUCUCAAGAUGGUGACAAAUGUGGAGAACUUUACAGAAAAGGUGAACGAGGCACUGCCAGAACAGAUCCGAUUAUUUGGUUUUAAGAGGACAACGAAGGGUUUUGACUGUAAAACUCAGUGUACAGGCCGCACCUACAUGUAUGUUUUACCUACCUACGCACUCGCCCCACUGGAAAUGAAUGUCACAGACGAAUACCGAGUAACAGAGGAAGUUCUGACACAUGUGAAUGCUGUAUUAAAGUUAUACGCUGGAACCCACAACUUCCAUAAUUUCACCUCAGGCAUAAAACCUACAGAACAGAAAGCCAAACGAUACAUCAUCGCUUUUGAGUGUGGGCAGCCUUAUGUCAGAGAAGGUCUAGAAUUUGUUACUUGUAAAGUUCGUGGCCAAAGCUUCAUGCUGCAUCAUAUCAGGAAAAUGAUAGGGCUGAUGAUCGCAAUAGUAAAAGGCUACUGCAAGGAGGAUGUGCUUGAGUUGGCAUGGGGACCAGAAAAGGUGGAUGUACCAAAGGCUCCGGGAUUAGGCUUACUGCUAAAUGAGCUGUAUUUUGAUGGUUACAACAAGAAGUGGGGAAGAGAUGGACUUCAUGAGGCAAUUGAGUGGUCUGAAUAUGAGGAGGAGCUGGAGAAAUUCAAAGAGGACUAUAUAUUACCUGAAAUUUACAAAGGGGAGAAAAAUGAUAGAGUUAUGUGGGACUGGUUAAAAACAUUACACAUGCAUACCUUUGACGUAGAGAGCAAGAAUAAAAGACGACACAGAAAUGAGGCCUUUGACUGCCAAGACGGUUGUGAGGGAAACACUGAGAGAUCAAAGGAAGAUGAAGAUUCAAACCAAAACCAGGGCACUAUGUUGGCAGAAAAUCAGAGCCAAAGUGUAGAAAAAUCGACAGAAAAUCAGAGUGAAAGUGUAGAAAAGUCAACAGAAGAUCAGAAGGAAAGUGUUGGAAAGAACUCUGAACCUUUUAAGGAAACAAAAUCUCAGGACGUUUUGACAAGUAGUUUUGGUGGUGAAGAUGGCAAGGAAUCAGACACUGGAAAAAUAUAAUGGCAUGUAUGUUGUGUGUGAGAGAGAGGGAGAGAGAGAGAAAUCAAAUGCAAAAUAAAAUCUGUUUUGUACA